Paramecium sonneborni is the source of this 1255-nucleotide messenger RNA. The record is from the annotation of a GenBank genome assembly. NCBI's taxonomy places the organism in Eukaryota, Ciliophora, Oligohymenophorea, Peniculida, Parameciidae.
AUGUAAUAAUUUGAAGAAGAAGAAGAUUAUUGUUCUAGAGGAAGAAGAAGAGUAAAAUUAAAUUAAGAGCAAGAUACUAUUAUUCCUUUGAUACCUGGAAUAUUGGAUAUGAUUUUCUAAUUUUUAACACCUUAAUAGCAUCUAUAAAUGAGAUUGGUUUCUCAUCAAUGUAAUGCUGUAGUUUAAUAAUUUAUGAAAAAGUUUCUAGUUACAUAGAUAUCAAAGGGAACCUUUUAAUAAUUCAAUAAUUUUAUUAGUAUUUAAUUUUAGCAAAUAAUAAUAGGAUAAUUUUCAGGAUUAACAAAAAUAAAAUUACCUCCAAUUUCUUCGGAUGAACAUAAAUUAUGCGAUGAAAUAAAUCCACAAUAUUUAGUUUAGGUUAUUUUCAUUGAUUUUUUGAAUGAUUCAUAAUCUUAAUAGACAUACUUAAAAGAGUUUUUUUUAAAAUAUACAUCUAUUAUUUCAGUUGGAAUCAAUAAAUUUUAAGCUCUUAAUUGGUUACCACUUGAAAAUAUAAAACAAUUAGAUUUAUCAACUGUUAUGGAAAUUAAAGAUAAAAGCUUUUUGGAACUUACUCGAAGUUUAGUUUCUCUAUCUAUUCAUGUUUAAGAGACUAACUAUUUUUUUUCAACAAGUGAAUUUCCACCUUUAGAACUAUUAAAAAUGUUAAAAAUCAAAUUAUGGGGUCCAACUUUUAAAGAAGAACAUUUUCCAAAUUUCUUAAAUUUUUUGGACUCUAUAAAAAAUCUAGAAAUACUUGAAUUAUCAUUUAAUUCUUAUGAGUCAAAUGUCAUAAAGUAAGAUGUAUUAAAUGCAUUUAUAAGUAAAUUACCAAGUAUAUAAUAUUUUAAAUUUAGAAUUACGUAUUUUAUAUGCAUUUUCUUGUUAUGAAUAAAUCCAGAACGCUCAAUUUCUACAUAGAUUUGAUUAUUUAGUCAUAGAAAAUAAUAGAUAUAUUAAAUUAAAACCUUUAGAUAUACCAACUUUGGAAACACUUUUAGCAUUUACAAGUGUAUUGGACAUAACAAAUUGUAUUUUAGAAGAAGAUAAUUAAAAACUAAUUUAGCAAUUUUUGGAGAAUUAAAGAGAAAACCCAUCAUAAAACAAUGAGUCUAUUUUAAAAGUAAUAAUAAAAUUAAUUUUAAAGGUUUCAUUUGAAUAAAACUAUAUAUAAACAAAUUAUCAAAGGUUUCCAAAAGUAUAAAAAAAUAAUAUAUUUACUACUUUUUGGGAUUCUGCCUAUUAUUCAAUUUGA